Molecule: messenger RNA, 1449 nt
Organism: Podospora pseudopauciseta
Lineage: Eukaryota; Fungi; Ascomycota; Sordariomycetes; Sordariales; Podosporaceae
Exons: 2
Coding region: 387-1427 (346 amino acids)
Source: RefSeq, a predicted model, not a curated record
GAGGCAAUGCAACUCAUGGAGGCAACAGGAAAGGUGGGAUUGACGUCAUGUAGCUAGUUGAUGAAGCUCAACACGAACAUGGCACAUUGUGGCUAUGAAGUAUCCGGCUGCAUAAUUGGGUGUGCGGUGGGCUUGCAGCUAUCGAUGUUGGUGUUGAGAUUGACUGGCAGGGCUCCAUGUCCAGAGCGGGUAAGGGUGCAUACUGUAGCUUUCUCACUGUGUCAGCUGCAGGCUCUACAGCCUGGUUGACGAUAGUGGAUGAGGUCUGGGAUUGAUAUUCUGCUGUGUUCGCCCCUCUUUUCUUUCGUGGACAAUGUGCGACUUUGGUGCUCUGUCAGUCUCCCCUUUCAUCUUUGUUUUGAUCUUUGAAUGUUGCUAUCUCAGACAUGGCAAACAUCCCUCCUUCCCUCGGCGCGAGUUGCCCCAGUGGUGGCACGUUUUAUGUUUGUCUUGGAAAGAAGACUGAGUUCAUCGGCUGCUGCACCAUCAACCCGUGCACCACUGGGUAUCAGAGAGAACCGGGAACGUGUCCCCCAGAAAACCUCCGGCCAGCAUCCUUCUCCAAGGACAGCUACCUUGAUCUUCCAGCCCAGGAAUGCGACAGUUCGGAUUCGAGCGCAUUGUGGUGGACCUGUGCUGGCAACACACCACCCUUCUUGGGUUGUUGCAAGAUAAACCCAUGUCAUAGAGGAUCGUGCCCGACCGACCGGCUUGUUGCUGCCCGCCUCAGUCCUGACCCGGAUAAUCGCCAAAUCUUCGUUGGAGCUUCACCCACGACCACUAGCAUUGAGCCGACCUCGACAACUCAAAGCACACCAACCGCCACACCAACUCCAACCACGGGCGCUGAUCCGCUACCAGAGCUCUCAACCACCACGCCAAGCUCAAACAGUGGCCUUCCCCCGGCAGCAAUCGGGGGCAUAGCGGCAGGAGCUGCUGUCCUUUUCCUCGCCCUCAUUGCCUUCCUUCUCUGGAGAUGGCGACGCAAUGUACGACAGAGUCAAGAAAACCACAUGAGACCAUUCGUGACAGAGGCAGGUGGCUAUCAGCCAACUCCAACCUUCAAACCUGUCGGCUAUGAGCCAACCGUGACCUCGACCUUCAGCAGCCCCGAGAGCACUCCUUAUCUGCAAAAUUCCUUCCCUGGAUUCGGUCACCCGCCGAAGCAAGCAGGGCUUGGAGGAUCACCUUCGCCAUAUGAUCCACACCACUCAUUCCAAGCAUACCAACCGCACGGCCACAGCCGAACCGUCUCGGAGUUCUCGCAGACGCCUACCUACUAUCACCAGUCCCCGCCGAUGGGAUCGAGCCCGAAUAUGGCGGAGCUGUCAGCGACUGACUCGACGGCUUUCAGGAUGGGGCAUAAUGUGCCGACUGAACUUGCGACGACUGGGCCGAUGCGUGGUCCUGUGGGAGGGCAAAGAUGAUAAUGUUGGCUUGUGGUAUUUA